Molecule: messenger RNA, 549 nt
Organism: Eruca vesicaria subsp. sativa (arugula)
Lineage: Eukaryota; Viridiplantae; Streptophyta; Magnoliopsida; Brassicales; Brassicaceae
Source: the annotation of a GenBank genome assembly
AUGAACACUGCGAUUCCCAACGGAUGGAGAGCUUCCGUGACUUCACAAGGACCAAGAAAGUUCCUGUCUUUACUCAGAUCUUACCCUAACGCAAUCCCCAGGUCUUUAGACUCUAACCAUUUGCGUAGUUAUGGUCGUAGAGCAAUGGUAAUUUCAAGUUCAAAGAAAGCGAACCUCUCUGCUUAUAGGAAACAGAGAAUCAAGCUAAACAGUAAUGAAGAAAAGGAGCUCACUUUCAGUGAGUUCUUGAAACACCCUUCUGGCAUUGAGGCUGUUAUCAACGCGAAAGCUUUGGAGAGUUAUCAGUUAGUUGAUGAUGAUGACAAUACUUACAGUACUGGUUUUGAGGGGUCGUUCCCACACAUGAAGAUUGUACAGUUGAGCUGCUUUCCUGCAAGCGGUUAUGACAAACUGCAUGACCUGGAACAUGGAAGAUCCAGAGCCGUUUUGGAGGUUGAUGUGAGCUUCAAAGAGGCAAAAGAUUAUGGGCUUAUAGAUGGUGUCAUCAUGGACCCUCUUAAAGCUCUUCAGCCACUUGCAGCAGUUUAA